This is a messenger RNA of Cylas formicarius (sweet potato weevil), 1334 nucleotides long. RefSeq lists its product as uncharacterized. The record is from RefSeq and is a predicted model, not a curated record. The transcript is spliced from 2 exons. NCBI's taxonomy places the organism in Eukaryota, Metazoa, Arthropoda, Insecta, Coleoptera, Brentidae. Bases 15 to 1109 code for a protein of 364 amino acids.
CUCUUAAAAUCAAGAUGAAGACGCUUGCGGUGCUUCUCGGUGUACUAGCGACGUCACUCGCCAAACCUGGCAACUUGGGGUAUAACUAUCAGAGUCCUCAAUCGAAUUUGGUGAUUAGGCAGAACUUGCCACCGCAAAUAUUGCCCCAAGGUCAGCCCCAAAGUUUGCCGCCCCCGGUCUUACCCCAGACUAUUCCGGAACUGCAACCCUCCCAACCUUUGCCACUUUCUCAGUAUCUUCCACCGCAACAGCUGUCUAUCCAGCAGCCCGCUGUUCAGCUGAGGCAGGAGGCACCGCAGCUUUCAUUCCCUUCGCUUCCUCAGGGAUUGCCUCAACUGCCGCAGUCGUUGCCCCAGCUGCCUCAGUUCCCCCAGUUCUCGCCACAGUUGCCACAAUUUUCUCAGCAACUGCCCCAAUUGCCGCAGAUUAGUCAACAAUUCCCGCAAAUCAGUCAGCAGCUGCCGCAAGUUCCGCUACAAUUGCCUCAAAUUCCCCAGCAGAUUCCGCAGCUGCCUCUCGUUCGUCAGCAACUACCCCAACCUCUGCCAGAAUUGAAACAACCCUUGCCAUUACUUAACGAGCAAAUCAACGGUCCAUCUUUGAUUUCUACACCAUUGUCAAGUCAACCCGGUGUAUUGGUGACCAAGAACAUAUACGUACACGUACCACCCUCAGAGCCUCAGCCGUUGCCCCAGGUAUUACCUGCCCCAGCGAUUAGGAAGAACUACAAGAUCAUCUUCAUUAAAGCCCCUGAGGUGCAAGCUGCGCCUAUAGUACGCGCGUCAAGCCCUCUAGCCGGACAAUCGGAAGAGAAAACUUUGGUGUACGUGUUGGUGAAGAAACCGGAAGAACCCCAAAUAGUCGUUCCAAGUCCCGCGCCCACAGAACCGAGCAAGCCCGAAGUGUAUUUUAUCAGGUAUAAGGCACCAGGCAAUGGCGCUAGUGCACCACUAGCGCCCCAGCAGGUGGACAGCGGGUCCAAUGCCCUGCCCGUGGUUGAAGACGUUGCUAGGCAAGGGUCACCGGUGAGAAGUGGUGAAAGUAGCAGCGUGUUGUUCUCUGGGGGCGUUCCCGGUAGUAAAUACGGCCCACCCGGGUAUCAAAAGUAAUAGGUGCCACCAUUUUUGUGGUUAGUUUUUGCGCUAGUCAUAGAUAAGAGUCUGUUUUGUGAUAUCGUUGACCGUUUACGACCUUCAUACUUACGUAAUUGCGUCCAUUUGACUUUAAAAUAUCUAAAUGAAGUGAAUUUGUGCCAUAUUAGUCUGGUAUGCAGAUUUUCUCGUUAUGUAUUCAGGAAAAUAUAUUAUACGCAUCAUUGAGCAUUUUUAUUGUCC